AUGGAUGAGAAUCCCAUUUUAUCAACUUCAAGUUUUUGCUCUUUUCAAUAUUACUAUUAUGAUUCAUCUGCAUUCAAUGUCAUGUGUUUAACCUUUGACACUCCAGAACAUUCUGGAAGCUUAAGUGUUCAGGCUAAAGAAAAAAAAGAGUUAAGGGUUGUUGGAGGGACAGGUUCUUUUGCAUUUGCUCGUGGCAUUGCGGUAAUUUCUCAAACAGGUGGUGGGCAAUCUACUCACGAAAAUGGUGUUGCUGCGUCUUAUCAUGUUAAACUUCAGCUUCAAUUUCUAAAGCUCUACCACAACAAACCUCUACUAACAACUGAGAUAAUAACUUAA
Messenger RNA from Arachis ipaensis, 336 nucleotides. Lineage: Eukaryota; Viridiplantae; Streptophyta; Magnoliopsida; Fabales; Fabaceae. The record is from RefSeq and is a predicted model, not a curated record.